Misgurnus anguillicaudatus (oriental weatherfish) is the source of this 2378-nucleotide messenger RNA. RefSeq names its product Rab geranylgeranyltransferase subunit beta (gene rabggtb). Gene Ontology annotation, cellular component: Rab-protein geranylgeranyltransferase complex. The record is from RefSeq and is a predicted model, not a curated record. Gene Ontology annotation, biological process: protein geranylgeranylation. Gene Ontology annotation, molecular function: Rab geranylgeranyltransferase activity. NCBI's taxonomy places the organism in Eukaryota, Metazoa, Chordata, Actinopteri, Cypriniformes, Cobitidae.
UAAAAUCAUAAAAAUAGUCCUUCAUGAGCGCCAGUAGAAAUGACGAGCAAUGUAAUGACGUAAUAUGUGCGCGACAGGCAGCUGAGAAGCGUCCUGUAGUCCACCCAGUCGUUUCAUCGCCAAAAUGGGGACACAGGUAAAAGACGUGAUUAUUAAACCUGAUGCUCCAAGCACUGUCCUUCUGGACAAGCAUGCGGACUAUAUUGCAGCUUAUGGCUCCAAGAAGGACGAUUAUGAGUACACACUAUCUGAGUACUUAAGAAUGAGUGGCAUCUACUGGGGCCUGACAGUAAUGGACCUGAUGGGUCAGCUCUCCCGAAUGAAUCGUGAGGAGAUCAUAGAGUUUAUCAAGUCAUGCCAGCAUGACUGUGGAGGCAUCAGUGCCAGCAUUGGCCAUGACCCUCAUCUCCUCUACACCCUCAGUGCUGUACAGAUCCUCUGCUUGUAUGAUAGCAUUAAUGCCAUUGAUGUCGGCAAAGUGGUGGAUUAUGUUAAAGGACUGCAGCAAGAGGAUGGCUCAUUCGCAGGAGAUAAAUGGGGGGAAAUAGAUACACGGUUUUCCUUUUGUGCCGUUGCAACGUUGGCACUACUGGGAAAGUUGGAUGCUAUCAACGUAGACAAGGCAGUGGAGUUUGUGCUGUCCUGUAUGAACUUUGAUGGUGGAUUUGGUUGUAGGCCUGGCUCAGAGUCACAUGCUGGUCAGAUUUACUGUUGCACAGGCUUCUUGUCCGUCACUGGACAGCUGCAUCAGGUUAAUGCAGAUCUGUUGGGUUGGUGGCUCUGUGAAAGACAGUUGCCAUCAGGAGGCCUAAAUGGGAGACCAGAGAAGCUGCCUGAUGUCUGCUAUUCCUGGUGGGUGCUUGCCUCUCUAAAGAUCAUUGGCAGAAUCCACUGGAUUGACAAAACCAAACUGCGCAAUUUUAUUCUUGCCUGCCAGGAUGAAGAGACUGGAGGGUUUGCUGAUAGGCCUGGAGACAUGGUGGAUCCGUUCCACACUUUGUUUGGUGUGGCUGGACUGUCUUUGCUGGGAGAUGAGCAGAUCAAACCAGUAAACCCUGUGUUUUGCAUGCCUGAAGAUGUGCUUCAGAGGAUCGGCCUUCAACCAGACUUGCUGAGUUGAAAUACGUGGCCGUUUCAUUUCCCUCCUACCCGUGUGCAGCCAGCCCUGUUCUGAAAUGGGGAAACCAGCAAACCGUUGAGAGCGCCGCAUAUUGCUGUCAUCUUCAACUAAUAAUAGGUGUACCCUUCAGAAGGACUUGAGAAACUUGGCUGUAAAAAGACUUAACUGUGUCCUUUUGUUUUAAGUAUUGUUCUUGUCAUUAUGUAUGCGCAGUAUGUGUGAUGACCUUUAUGUCUGAGAUUUGUGGCUUUCACUGUGCGUGUUCAAAUAUAAGUUUACUUAUAUUAAUAAUUCAAGAGGUCAUUUUUUUAUUAAGCUACAUUUAAUGAGCGUUUAAUAUAUAAGAAAAGUGUGUUAUAUGUGAUAACUUUUUCAAAAUAAGUAUGCAAGACCGCACUACUGUAGCAUAAAAGCGCAGUAUAAUCAAAAUGUGGAUUACAUGCAUGCAAAUGUUAUUUUUUUGUGCAAAAUCUUUAAUUUGGUUCACACUCACCUUUACAACUGGCGCAUGUUUGUGAAGAUGGUCUGUUUGGGUAGAAUAAAUGUUCAAACCCUGAUAAAUUGCUUAACUAGUGUUGUUAAUAUACACUCACCUAAAGGAUUAUUAGGAACACCUGUUCAAUUUCUCAUAAAUGCAAUGGUGUGAUGUUGUUGGGGAUGUUUUCUUGGCACACUUUAGGCCCCUUAGUGCCAAUUGGGCAUCAUUUAAAUGCCACGGCCUACCUGAGCAUUGUUUCUGACCAUGUCCAUACCUUAAUGACCACCAUGUACCCAUCCUCUGAUGGCUACUUCCAGCAGGAUAAUGCACCAUGUCACAAAGCUCGAAUCAUUUCAAAUUGAUUUCUUGAGUUCACUGUACUAAAAUUGCCCCCGAAGUCACCAGAUCUCAACCCAAUAGAGCAUCUUUGGGAUGUGGUGGAAAGGGAGCUUCGUGCCCUGGAUGUGCAUCCCACAAAUCUCCAUCAACUGCAAGAUGCUAUCCUAUCAAUAUGGGCUUCGAAUUUCUAAAGAAUGCUUUCAGCACCUUGUUGAAUCAAUGCCACGUAGAAUUAAGGCAGUUCUGAAGGUGAAAGGGGGUCAAACACAGUAUUAGUAUGGUGUUCCUAAUAAUCCUUUAGGUGAGUGUAUUAAUGCUUUGAGGCACACUUAAAUUAGUUUUUUAUUAACAUCACUGGCACAAAGUUUUAGUAGUUUGUGUACAAGGUACAAAAAUGUCACAUUUAUAUUAUGAACAAAUUAUAGCUGGCUUCUUAUGUCA